CUUUAUAUAGAUGGUGACAUAAAACCUGAAAAGGAGUACGACAUGACUGCAUACCCAGAAGCCCUGAAUUCUCCUGAAGGUGUUGCCAUAUCAGGCUUAUUAAUCCCAUUGGAGUUUAUUGAACCUUCUCUUAAUAGUAAGCGGUCAGGAUUUUCUUCAGAUGCUUCAUACAAAUUAACACGUUUUAGAAGAGACUGCUCCUGUGAUGGAAUUCGAAUAAGUGAUCCCUUGAAACUUCUUGAUGAUAAUCAUGGAAGCUCAGAAUUAAACGAAAAGAGUUAUGGACCAGAUGGAGAAAACAAUCCCACAAAACGAAAUUUUUUGCAUUCAUAUAGGGACAAACAUGGAAGGAUACAGAAAAGAAAAUUGUACCAUUUUCACUUCAAAAAUAAAAAUGGAGAGAUUGAAAAGAAAUCUUGUUUUUGUGGAUAUCAUGGUCAUGGUGGUCAUGAAGAUGGUCAUCAUGAAGUUGGAAUUGAUCAUGGUGACGGUGGUGUUGGACAUGGUGAAGGUCGAUGGUGGGGCCACGGAGAUUCUGACCAUGGUGAUUAUGGUCAUGGUGGUGGUUUUCGUCACAACAGCUAUGGAGGCCAUGGUGGUCAUGGUGAUUUUGAAGGAGGUCAUGGCGAAGGAAGCUGGGGUCAUGGGGGUGGACAUGGAGGAGGAGAUUUUGGUGGAGGUCAUGGAGGCUACGGAUGGGGUGGUGAGAGUGUUCAUGUUGGAGGUCACAUUGAUGCAGGAGAUGGUGGUGGUUUUGGUGGAGGAGGAGGUUUUGGAGGUGGAAGUCAUGGAGGUGGUUUUGGAGGAGGAGGAUUUGGCGGUGGUGGUUUUGGUGGAGGAGAAGGACAUGCAGGUGGUUUUGGUGGGGGAGAGGGACACGGAGGUGGUUUUGGUGGGGGAGGAUUUGGUAGUGAUGGUUUUGGUGGAGGAGACGGACACGGAGUUGGUUUUGGUGGGGGAGGAUUUGGCGGUGGAGGUUUUGGUGGCGGAGGAGGAGGACAUGGAGGUGGUUUUGGCGGAGAAGGAAUUGGUGGUGGUGGUUUUGGUGGAGGAGAGGGACAUGGAGGUGGUUUUGGUGGGGGAGGAUUUGGCGGUGGUGGUUUUGGUGGAGGAGUGGGUUUUGGAGGGGGUGGCUUUGGUGAAGGAGGAGGAGGAGGAUUUGGAGGAGGUCAUCAUUAUGGUGGAGCAGGAGCCAUACAUAUUAACGAAGGUCAUGGCGGUCUUGGAGCUCUUGGCGCGUUAGGUGGUGGUGGAUUAGGAGGUGGUGGUUUAGGAGGUGGAGGCUUAGGAGGUGGUGGCUUGGGAGGUGGUGGUAUAGGUGGUUUGGGAUUUGGUGGAAAUGGUCAUGAACUAAGUUUUAAUGGUGAGCACCCUCAUGCUACAGAUUUUGUUGGUAUGGGCAUUGGUCACGACAACAUUCCGACAGCACAAAAGACAUUACCUUUUUUGAAACUGACCAAUGACAAACAACGUGACAUGACUACCUUUAAAAGUAGAAAAUUACACAGACAUAAACGAAAUCUUAAAACGGACCUGAGCAAAGUCAAGCAGAUUGGACAAAAAGAAGUUGCCCGGAUAAAAAAACCUGUUUCGGAUACGACAGGAAAGCGAGAUUUUGAUGUACAUAUUGAAAAUCAUGAAACUAACUCCCAGAACAUGUUUGACAUGCCUGGAAACCAUUAUGACAACGGUUUUUCAUCAGGUUUAUUUCCCUUAAGAAACAUAGGUCUUGAAGCACAUGUGAAUGAUCAUGAAGGAGGAUUUCUGCAUAGAGCCAACAAUCAGGACAACAUAAAUUAUCAUGCAGCGGAUAGUGUAGCGCCUGUUGUUACAAAUAAUUUUGUUGAAGCCAACGGUGAAAAUGGUGGUGAUGGAUAUUACGGCAUGCAUAUUCUGGAUCAUGGUUAUGGUGCAUUAAUGAGUUUACCUGGUAUGAGUUCAAAAAAUUCAUUUCAUCAGCAUCAGUAUGACGAAGAUCAUAGUGGUGAACAGAAACAUUGGAACAAUCAUUUAAAUCAUGAUCAUUCAAACAAUUACAAAACAUUUGAUUCAUCGGAACAAAACAAAGACAUGCACACUUCUCAGGAAGAUCAUAAUAGUUUUCCAGAUCAUGGUAUCCGGAAGCCUUUUUAUGAUAAAACCCUGGCUCAGGAUCAUGAGCAAGCUGGCACUAUUCCAUACUUAGGACGUCAAAAUGGAAUGAGAGAUUAUGGAAUUCAGCCAUUCCUACAUGAUCAUGACUAUACUGAUACAUCUAGUUUUUCCACUUCGUCGACGGGUAUUGCAGAUCAUGGAAUAGAGACACUUUUCGAUGACCAUGACCAAGCUGGAACAUUUCCAUAUCCUGAACAUUCUUCUGAACAUUUUGAUCAUGGAAUAGGCAUGCUCUCGGAGGAUCACCACCAAGCUGGUAUAUCUGCAUAUCCUGGCCAUACCCCCGAACAUUUUGAUCAUGGCAUAGGCAUGCUAUCGAAGGACCAUCACCAAGCAGGGAUAUUUGCAAAUCCUGGCCAUUCCUCUGAACAUUUUGAUCAUGGAAUAGGCAUGCUAUCGAAAGACCACCACCAAGCUGGUGUAUCUGAGUAUCCUGGCCAUUCUCCCGAACAUUUUGAUCAUGGAAUAGGCAUGCUCUCGGAGGACCAUCACCACGCUGGGGUAUUUGCAUAUCCCGGACAUUCUUCUGAAACAUUUGAUCAUGGCAUAGGCAUGCUCUCAGAGGACCACCACCAAGCUGGGGUAUUUGCGUAUCCUGAACAUUCUUCUGAAACAUUUGAUCAUGGCAUAGGCAUGCUCUCAGAGGACCACCAUCAAGCUGGAGUAUCUGCUUAUCCUGGGCAUUCUUCUGAAACUUUUGAUCAUGGCAUAGGUAUGCUCUCAGAGGACCACCAUCAAGCUGGAGUAUCUGCAUAUCCUGGUCAUUCCUCCGAAACUUUUGAUCAUGGCAUAGGUAUGCUCUCAAAGGACCACCAUCAAGCUGGAGUAUCUGCAUAUCCUGGUCAUUCUUCCGAAACCUUUGAUCAUGGCAUAGGCAUGCUUUCAGAGGACCACCACCAAUCUGGAGUAUCGGCAUAUCCUGGGCAAUCUUCUGAACAUUUUGACCAUGGAAUAGGUAUGCUCUCGGAGGACCACCAACAAGCUGGAGUAUCUGCAUAUCCUGGGCAUUCUUCGGAACGUAUUGAUCAUGGUAUAGGCAUGCUCUCAAAAGACCACCACCAAGCUGGGGUAUCUGCAUAUCCUGGACAUUCUUCUGAAAGCUUUGACCAUGGCAUAGGUAUGUUGUCAGAGGAUCACUAUUCAUUUGGUGAACCGAGCGCUAUGGAGGGCAGCUAUGGUGUUGAUCAUCUGUUGUCACAAAAUUACCAUUAUGGUAAAGUUGAUUGCCGUGGCAGAGAUUGUGUACCAAAUAACUUCCAUGCUUCUGCACAAAAUUGUGGCAAGAACGGUUGUAUAAACUAUGGUUUAUCGAUGUCACCAAAGCCUAGUAAUGCUCAUAUGGAUGUUCGAGUUGGAAGUCAUUCCUUUGAUCAGUAUCCUUUGAAUCCUAUUACAGUAGAGUCUCACGUAUAUAAUCAUUUUACACAUUUUCCUAAUCAUCUUGGGGCUUACCCAAUGCAUGCAGCUGGUGUUGGUAUUAGUGGAGGAAUUGGAAGUCAUGGUUUUCAAGGACUGGAUGGUGUUGAAUCUCGUUUGCCUUACCUUGACAACACAGAUAACAGUCACAGAGAAUCACCAGAUCAUUCAAACAAGGAAGAGUUUGAUUCUAAUCAUGUUCAAGGUGUACAUUUCUCAGAAAACUGUCAUGGCGGUGCUUGUGCACAACCACUUGGUACUUCUCAUAGUACUCAUGAAGAUUUUAAUUUGAACAAAUUACUUCAUCACACCAUGAUGCAUGAUCACAAUGUGAAUGACAUAGUGCAAGACAUUAUAAAGGACCAGGACAAAGGUUUAAUGAAAAAUGCAGAUCAUAUGCAUUUAAAGGUGAUGCGAAAACCAGCUGAUUUUGAAAAACAAUCCAAAGAGUUUGAGGAAUCUUUCAACGAGCUUGAGGAAUAUCAGCCAAAAAAUGACAAAGAGAAAUUUGAUUCUGAUCUAAAAAAAGUUGAAGAACAUGAAGAACAUUUAAAUUAUCCAAUUGAGCAUUACGGCGACCAUGAAAUAAAAAAUAAAGAAGGUAAUCAUGGCAAAGGUGAUGAAGGAUCAGACAGAAAACCUGUCAUUGAAGAUAAGAAUGAUGGGGAUGAAGACAUGAAACCUGAUAUACAUAAGGAGAAAGAUGUACAUGAAAACAAAUUACCCAAACUUUUAGAACAGAUUUCUAAUUCUGAUCACCAUGUCAAUCUUGAUGAACAGCACAAAGAAGAAUUUACUCCUGAACAGAACUAUUUUGGAUCUCAUGUAAACUUAGAACAAGAGCGCCAAAAAAAUUUACACAAAGAACAUGACAAGCUCUUAAAAAUGGAACAUGAUUUAUAUGGUAACGGCGUGCAUUCAAAUUUAGAAUUCCAACGCCAAGAAAAUUUACACAAGGAUCAUGAUGAAACCUUAAAAGCCGAAGAAAAAAUUUUAGAUAAGUUAUCAAAUAAGUUAGGCCAUGGAGACCCACAUCGUGGAGCACAGAUUUUAAGUCAUCUUCUUGACGAUUCGUAUGAAGUUGUAAAUGUCCACAGUGAAGGAAAAAAUACUGCUGAAGACCCCACCGAUAAGCUUGUUGGGAAAAACUUGCAUGACAUAACAAGUGAUGAGAAUAAUAAUUCUGAGCAAAUGCAACAAAAAAGAUCAUGGUAUACCUUGAAAGGACUUUCUAAUGAAUUAAAAAGUGGAACAUCAGCUGGAAAUUUAGUUGGAUCUAGAGGGAAAAUAUAUACACGCAUGAAGAGCUCACAUAAUCAUUGGGUUGGAUUUCCAGGAUUUCCCGUAUCACUCUUAAACAAUCAACAUAUGGAAUCAGACAUGUUACCUAUACCCAAAUCGUCGUACGGUUUAAAUAUGUUAGGGCAUGUAAAACGCAUGAAAACAGAAAGGCAUAAUAGGGGUUGGCACGAAUAUGCACGACCUCACUUGCAUUCCAUCUCUGAUGUGACACAUUGGGGCGGAAUGACUGUACUAACAAGAAACCCAUACAAUGAAAAGCGUGGGCCAUAUUUAAUUGAUCAUUGGGGUAGCAUUAUGGAUCUUAGUAAACGAAAUUUACCCGGAUAUAUCUUCACUAGUAAGGUUAGUCACCAUGGUUACCUUUAUAUCCCAGUGACGUCAAUUACAAGACAUCACACGGCUGAUGAUUUCAAACAUGGGCGCUGGGAAAAUAAAAAACACGUUGUAUUGACUCCAGUGGGUUUAAUGGAACUGUCUCCUGUAACAUCUUCUGAGUUAGAUUCUAUUGUGAACUGGAAAAUGCAAAAAGAUGAACAAAAAGACGGCAAAACAAAGAGAGAAGAUAUAAGUGCAUUUAAAAGACAAAUGGAAAUCCACGCAACACAUGAGAAUCAUGACAUAGGUAUCGCUGACCAUCCAGACUAUCCACACUUUGCGAGUGAUGACUUUCUUAAAGGAAGUUAUGUUAGUGCAGAAGUGUUGCACGGUCCUGAUGGUGUGUUAGAUGGAUACAGUGCGUUUCAUGAUGGUAGUAUACAUAGCUUGCAUGAUGGAAUGUAUGAAGGUGGUGGUCACAGAGAUGGGUUUGGUAUGAGUAGUGGACAUUCGUUUGGUGAAGGUGGCGGUAGUGGAUUUGUGGCGGGUGGUGGUGUAUUAGGGGGCAUAGGGGAUACAAUUCUAAACACUCCAACUGGUGAAAUGUCUCUUCAUCAGUUUGGUGAGCAUACAUAUGAUUCUCCUGUAGGUCCUAUGCGUCUGCUACCUUCUCAUGAUGGAGCCAUGCACCUGGAGACUCCCGAUAUUCAUAUAUCUGGACCAGUCCACCAUGAGUACUCCCAUGUUGAUGUUGAAGAAGAAAAGAAACCGCCUGAUUUGAAGCCUGGACAGACACUAAAGACACCAUAUGGACCCAUGAAAUUGGUGCCUGCUGAUGGUGGAGAUGGUGGAGGAAAGGGUGGUGGCGGUGGCGGUGGUGGUGGAGGUGGAGGUGGUGGUGGUGGCGGGGCUCCUGCUCCACCACCUCCCCCUCCUCCCGCACCCGCACCAGCAAGUGAUGAACCCAUCAAAGUUCAACUAGCAUUAGAUGCAGAUGCUUUAAAAGCACUCGGUGGCGAUGGUGCUCCUGCUCCCGCUCCUGCUCCUGCUCCCGCACAAGACAAGGAAUUAGGAACACUUGAAGCUCUUGCACUUGGUGCAUUACUUGGUACUGGUGGGAAGGGUGGUGGUGGAGGUGGAGAAGAUAAAGGCGGUGGUGGUAAAAGUAGUGGCGGAGGUGGCGGCGGCGGUGGUGGUGGCGGUGGUGGAGGCGGUGGUGGAGGUGGUGGUGGCGGUGCUGAUGCUGCUGCAGCCGCUGGUUCUGCUGCUAAUUUAGGAGCUGCCAUUGGUAUAGAUUUUUCUUUUGUAAUAUCUUUUUGUUUAUGA
Molecule: messenger RNA, 6513 nt
Organism: Hydractinia symbiolongicarpus
Lineage: Eukaryota; Metazoa; Cnidaria; Hydrozoa; Anthoathecata; Hydractiniidae
Exons: 12
Coding region: 43-6513 (2156 amino acids)
Source: RefSeq, a predicted model, not a curated record